CAUCACUACAGCACCUCUCAGAAAACACAAUACACACCUAGUCAUCAUCCCAACUACCGCCCAAACAUCAGAAUGCAGUUCUCUCUCGUAUCCGUCCUCGCCCUCGCGGCUUCUGCCACCGCUGUCUCCGUCUCCUUCGACAAUGUCUACGACUCCUCCUCCACACCUCUUGCCAACACUCAAUGUUCCGACGGCGCAAAUGGUCUCAUCACACGCUACGGCUGGACGACUCUCGGCCAAGUACCUAAAUUCCCCAACGUGGGUGGUGCAGGACCGGUGCAAAGCUGGAACUCGGCUAACUGCGGCAAAUGCUACAAACUCACUUACGGCUCUCAAAGCGUGAACGUCCUCGCUGUAGACGGCACGACCGACGGCAGCUUCAAUAUUGCGCAAGCCGCGAUGAACACGUUGACGAAUGGGCAGGCGGCACAACUUGGGAGAGUCGAGGCUGGCGUCGAGGAGGUUGCAGCCGGUGAAUGUGGGUUGUAGAUAUGAUGAUGCUUUACGAUGAGAAUAUGCUGAGUAUCUUGUUUACUUGGUCGUGUUGCAUAGCCUGAAAUAAAUUGUUGAGCAAAGCUCGGGUUAGCGGUUAGCAUAAUGUCUUAUUAUUACCGCAAAUGGAAUAGUCCUGUUGUUAUAU
Molecule: messenger RNA, 640 nt
Organism: Pseudovirgaria hyperparasitica
Lineage: Eukaryota; Fungi; Ascomycota; Dothideomycetes; Acrospermales; Acrospermaceae
Product: snodprot1
Exons: 2
Coding region: 73-489 (138 amino acids)
Source: RefSeq, a predicted model, not a curated record